CGAGGACCUGCCUACCCUCCCAUCAUCAGCCAUGGCGACCGCGACGAGGAGGCUGCUCCCGACGCUCCUCAGAACCCUAGCCGGCACCGGCCACGCCGGCGCGGCGCGGGGCCUCGCAACAGAGAAGGCGGUCGGCGCUGCGGCCGUCGUCGGCAGUCACACCGCCAAGUGGAUGCAGGACACAAGCAAGAAAUCUCCAAUGGAACUGAUCAAUGAGGUGCCACCGAUCAAGGUUGAAGGGCGGAUUGUUUGUUGUGAAGGAGAUAAAAACCCUGCCCUUGGCCAUCCAAUUGAGUAUAUCUGCCUUGAUCUGGAUGCACCUGCCGUGUGCAAAUACUGUGGCCUUCGCUAUGUUCAAGACCACCAUCACUAAGUAGAGAAGAUACUGUACUUUAUCACAGCAGAAAUUUGGAAGUUGUUGCGUGCUUAUUUGGUUCACAAUGUCUGCCAGUGUAUUGUGUAUGACGCUUGAUGGCAGAAUGUUAUCUGUGACUGUCAUCCUACUUGGUAUGACAUAAUAAUGUUGCAUUAAAUUUGGGUUGAUUUUCUAUAGACGCCAUUUUGUCUCAUUUCCCGAAAAACAGCGCACAUUCUGUAUUAAACUUUCCGCUCUGUGGAUGAACAUGUUUCAGCUGGAGCAUGAAAUUGAUCUCGAAAGAUGUUGUCUCUA
Messenger RNA from Lolium rigidum, 670 nucleotides. RefSeq names its product NADH dehydrogenase [ubiquinone] iron-sulfur protein 6, mitochondrial. Bases 32 to 373 code for a protein of 113 amino acids. The record is from RefSeq and is a predicted model, not a curated record. NCBI's taxonomy places the organism in Eukaryota, Viridiplantae, Streptophyta, Magnoliopsida, Poales, Poaceae. Gene Ontology annotation, biological process: mitochondrial electron transport, NADH to ubiquinone. The transcript is spliced from 3 exons.